Arabidopsis thaliana (thale cress) is the source of this 2269-nucleotide messenger RNA. RefSeq names its product Bestrophin-like protein. The transcript has 2 exons. Gene Ontology annotation, biological process: regulation of photosynthesis, light reaction; chloride transmembrane transport. Lineage: Eukaryota; Viridiplantae; Streptophyta; Magnoliopsida; Brassicales; Brassicaceae. Gene Ontology annotation, molecular function: voltage-gated chloride channel activity. Gene Ontology annotation, cellular component: chloroplast thylakoid membrane. The coding region runs from base 399 to 1451 and encodes 350 amino acids. The record is from RefSeq and is marked reviewed.
AAAUAUUGUUCUUGUCUCUGUUCUGUUCACUUUAAAUCUUCAUUUUUCUCUACAAACAAUAAUCAUUAGGACCCAAGAGUUUAUCAACAAUACAGAAUCUGAACGUUUAGUACUCAUGUCAUGUGAAGUGAAGUGAAGAAGAUCAACAAGAACAUUAAUUGUUUGCUAUAAUCUUCUAUGGGCCGGAUAGGAAUAAUUAGGCCCAGUAUCUAACACAUCAAACAAAAACACAUCGAAGUCGAAUCGUCGGUGGGAUAAUUAGGCCCAGUAUAUUCAAACAAAAUAACAUUUAACAGAUCCAAGUCCAAUGUUGUCGUGGAACGAACGUCGUUUAGAAUAAUUAAGCCCAGUAUUUAACAUAUCAAAGCCCAAUGUUGUCCUAAAACGACGACGUUUGAAUGUGGAACGUAAACAAUCCUGGAACAACCGUUUCAACUACCUUUUUCCUAUCACUUGUUUUUUCACCUCUCGAAGUCCUCCGAUUUGCUACCCUUACGCAGCCUCAUGUGUCAACCACCAUUUCUCUUCUUCAUCUUCGUCUCUAUCAAACCCUAAACCUAAAACCCCUUAUUUUCCCGCCAAUGUAUCAAUCCAUGAAUCUAUCAGUUUCUUCCAAUUUCACUCACCGAUCACUCCUCGAAUCACGAUUUCCUAUAUUCUCCACCGGAUUCCGCAAAUCCGUCAAUCUCAAACCUCCCCGUGUCUCAUCUGGUCCUGAAUCCAACGAUUCAGGUCACGAAACCUUAACCGAUAAGCUUAUCCAUCUCCUCAGAGCUGUUCCAGAUUGGGCAGACGAGAUUAAAGAGCGUGGGAUGCAGCAGAAACGCUCUCUCUACACACACGAGAAAUGGGUUGAACAUAGAAGCUCUCUUCGCCAUGUGCGUCAUCUACUCUCGAGCUUUUCUUCACGAGUUAUACUCUCCCUGAUUCCACCUGUUUUCUUCUUCACAAGCGUCGCGGUUGUGAUCGCUAGCUACAACUCCGCCGUGGCUUUGGAUUGGCUUCCUGGUAUUUUUCCAAUUCUUCGAUCCUCGUCGUUGCCGUAUCAGCUCACAGCUCCGGCUUUGGCUCUUCUUCUGGUCUUUCGUACGGAGGCUUCGUAUUCUAGGUAUGAAGAAGGAAGGAAAGCUUGGGUUGGGAUUAUUGCUGGAACUAAUGAUUUAGCUAGGCAAGUUAUUUGUUCCGUUGAUAGCUCCGGUGAUGAAUUGAUCAUCAAAGAUUUGCUUCUUCGUUACAUUGCAGCUUUCCCUGUUGCUCUUAAGUGUCAUGUGAUUUAUGGUUCAGAUAUAGCAAGAGAUCUCCGGAACUUGAUAGAAGCAGAUGACUUAUCUCUGAUUCUUCAAGCAAAGCAUCGUCCGCGUUGUGUAAUCGAGUUCAUUUCUCAGAGCAUUCAGUUGCUAAAACUAGACGAUGCAAAGAGAGAUUUGUUGGUAGCAUUCUUGAAUCCUUGAACUCUCUAUUAAAAUUCUUUGCUAUGAACACUUGACACCAAUAUAUGUUCUUUGCGUCAUUGCAGGAAUCAAAGAUGCUGCAUUUACAUGAAGGAAUUGGAGUUUGUGAACAACUCAUGGGCAUUCCGAUUCCUCUCUCUUACACACGCUUAACCUCGAGGUUUUUAGUCUUUUGGCAUCUAACUCUCCCAAUCAUUCUCUGGGAUGAAUGCCAUUGGAUUGUUGUUCCUGCUACUUUCAUUAGUGCUGCCUCUCUGUUCUGCAUAGAAGAAGUACUUUGUCCUCCUCCUCCUCCAUACUUACCCUCUUUUGCUUGAAUCCUUAACCAUUAAACCUUCUUUUUGGAUUGGAAACUCUGCAGGUGGGUGUUCUUAUAGAAGAACCAUUUCCUAUGUUGGCCUUAGAUGAGCUUUGCGAUCUUGUGCAUAGUAACAUCCAAGAAGCUGUUAAAUCUGAGAAAGUCAUACGUAACCGCAUCAUUGCAAAGAUAAAGCUCCAUGAAUUCAAGCACUCAUCAAAUGGUCGCCAUAGAUCUUGAUUACCGGUUGGUGUGAGUGAUGUAGGUUGUCUUCCCGAGGGAGCUAAGAACAUGUGAUGGCUUAGGUUAGCUUUGAUAUAUACGUAUCGUAUGUUAGAGUAAAAUUCUUUUAGAGGUAAUGGAGAAAGUGUUUAAGUGUUUUGAGAGAGUUUUUUAGGAAAUAGAACUUUUAUUACUUUGCUUUAAACUUGAAUACAACUUCACAACAUUGCAACAUUUGAGAGGGGGAGGAGGUAUUUAUAGCCUCCAAACUACAAAAUAUCUAAAAUAUUUUAAUCCU